This is a messenger RNA of Papaver somniferum (opium poppy), 384 nucleotides long. RefSeq lists its product as uncharacterized. The record is from RefSeq and is a predicted model, not a curated record. The coding region runs from base 1 to 384 and encodes 127 amino acids. The transcript has a single exon. Lineage: Eukaryota; Viridiplantae; Streptophyta; Magnoliopsida; Ranunculales; Papaveraceae.
AUGAGCAACACCGGCAGCAGUAAGCACAAGAAACAACACCGUGGUAACUUUUCAUUUUCGGAAGAGGAUAUGACCUCAGCUAAUGCCGUGCAGAAACUAUUUGAAAUGUUGAAUAGCCAAGUAAUGACGGAAAACGCUAGCUCCACAAUGCCUUCACCUUAUUUGCCUGGGUUAGGAUUUGGGCGUAGUCCAAUGGUUAGACAAUUGCGAGUGACGGAUUCUCCGUUUCCGUUAAGAGAUAAUGUUUUCGAUGAAAUUGAGUGUCACGUAGAUGAAGAUGCUGAAGAGUUUAUUGAAAGAUUUUAUGCUCAACUGAGGUCGCAGAAAAAUAAGACUGCCUUGGAAGAAUCAUAUGCAUACAGCAUGUAUGUUUCAUGUAACUGA